AGUAACGUACUAAUCUAGUCUAGUCACUCGCGUCUUCUUCCGGAGCGGCGUUGAUCGACCCCGCACUCAAGACUGAUCUCUCUCCACCCUUGACAAGCCAAACAUUCACUUCUGUCUACUUAAAACGUGUGUGUGAGACGUCUGUCUCUGCCCGCUCUGAGCUUUCCCUGAUGGGCGGCUGGUCCCGCAGCGCCGUGCUGCAGCUGUACAGAGCACUGCUUCGUGCUGGCCGUCACCUACAGUACACCGACCGUGACUACUACCGGCGCGCAGUGACCCGAGAGUUCAGGCGCUGUCAGACCCUCAGCGCCCCAGCAGAGAGGGAGGACGCGCUGAAGAGAGGCCAGUUCUUCCUCAACAGUGGGCUGGGCGGGUUGGUGUAG
This is a messenger RNA of Puntigrus tetrazona (Sumatra barb), 383 nucleotides long. RefSeq names its product MIEF1 upstream open reading frame protein-like. The transcript has 2 exons. Lineage: Eukaryota; Metazoa; Chordata; Actinopteri; Cypriniformes; Cyprinidae. The coding region runs from base 171 to 383 and encodes 70 amino acids. The record is from RefSeq and is a predicted model, not a curated record.